This is a messenger RNA of Sphaerodactylus townsendi, 1992 nucleotides long. It is a transcript of the gene DDX31, whose product is annotated as DEAD-box helicase 31. The record is from RefSeq and is a predicted model, not a curated record. NCBI's taxonomy places the organism in Eukaryota, Metazoa, Chordata, Lepidosauria, Squamata, Sphaerodactylidae. Gene Ontology annotation, molecular function: ATP binding; RNA helicase activity; nucleic acid binding. Bases 130 to 1992 code for a protein of 620 amino acids. The transcript has 19 exons. Gene Ontology annotation, biological process: ribosome biogenesis. Gene Ontology annotation, cellular component: nucleus.
GCUGCUGGAGCGCCUGUUCAGGGCAAGCCCACGCCGGGUUGGGGCCGGUGUGUCGGGACUCUCUGCACGGAUCGCGGCGGUCCUACGCAGAAGGGUGGCUUUUGGGAGACGCUCCCUCGGAAGCCAGCCAUGUUGGCCGAUGAAGGGCUGCUGAUCAACGUGCGCACUUUUCCUCCUCCCGCCUCUGCGGGGCGAAGGGGAUCCUCAGAGCCUCAGAAGCGCAAGGGAAGAAAGCAGGUUAAGGCUCUGAAGAGGAAAUUGCAGUGGCCAGAGGAAGGUGUCCCCCGAAAGCAGAAGUCAUGCUUGUCUUCACCCCAAGCCAAGAAACGGGCGAUGAAUCCUUCAAGGGGCAUCAAGGGAGCAGGCCCACCAAAGCUUCCUCCCAAGAAGUCCUUGACUGAGGAGAAAGUCAGCAAUGCAAGCAGCAGCAGGCCGUUGGUGAAGACUUCCUCUCUCUUCAGAAACAACCCUGAAAUCCCAGACCUGCAGAGGACUGCAGUGGAACAAGUGCAGGAAAGAGUUUUCACUUCAGAUUCUUUCGAUCAGCUUGGCCUCCAUCCCCACUUGGUUUCAACCAUAACAUCUGUUUUGGGAGUGUCAAGUAUGACCAGCGUUCAGAAGCAGACCAUUCCAAUGAUAAUACAGGGCAAGGACGCUCUGGUGCGAUCGCAGACUGGCUCGGGUAAAACGCUUGCUUAUGGGAUCCCUCUAGUUCAAUCCUUGCAAGGAGUGGAGCCAAAAAUAAAGCGCAGCGACGGGCCCUACGCUGUCAUCCUGGUUCCAACGCGAGAACUGGCCCUCCAGAGCUUUCAAACGAUCCAGAAAUUGCUGAAGCCCUUUACCUGGAUUGUGCCUGGUGUGCUGAUGGGCGGAGAAAAGAAGAAAUCCGAAAAGGCCAGACUUCGCAAAGGAAUCAACAUACUGAUUGCCACUCCUGGUCGCCUGGUGGAUCACAUCAAGUCCACCCAAUGCAUUCAUUUCCACCGGGUCCGGUGGCUGAUUCUGGAUGAGGCUGACAGGAUCCUGGACCAGGGCUUCGAGAAGGCCGUCGCCGCAAUCCUGAAUGCUGUGAACACAGACAGCGAGCAGCGGCAGAACGUUUUGCUGUCCGCCACGCUUACAGAUGGGGUUGUGAGAUUAGCAGAUAUCAGCUUGCACGAUCCAGUCUGCAUCUCCAUAGUGGAAGAAUUGGGGGCCUCCCGUGCUCCCAAGGCAUCAGUGGAGAUUGUGGGGGCCACUCCUGCAAGCAAGGAAUCGGAUGGAUUUGCCGUGCCGGAGCAACUGCAGCAGCACGUCACGGUGGUUCCAAGCAAAUUGCGACUUGUGACGCUGGCCACAUUCAUCCUGGAGAAGUGCAAGUUUGAAAAAUGCAACAAGAUGAUCGUCUUUUUCUCCAGCUGUGAGCAGGUGGAAUUUCAUCACAGGCUGUUCUGCAAAGUCCUGACUGAGGGACCGGAGGUGGGAGACUCAGAGCCCCCCUUCUUCCCCUCUUCCCCUGUGAAGUUCCAGCGUCUGCACGGUGACAUGAAGCAAGAGGAGAGGACAACGAUCUUCCAGGACUUCCUGCAAUCAAAAGCUGGCGUUUUACUCUGCACUGAUGUUGCUGCUCGAGGGCUGGACCUCCCGCAGGUCACCUGGAUUGUUCAGUAUAAUCCUCCAGCUUCGCUUGCCGAGUACAUCCACCGAAUUGGGAGGACGGCUCGGAUUGGCAGCCGCGGGAACAGCCUGCUCAUCCUCGCUCCUUCAGAGGCGGAAUAUGUCAGCCUGCUGGCUUCUCACAAGAUCAAUGUUUCAGAAAUGAAGAUGGAGACCAUCCUGUCCUGCCUGAUGAAAGAUAAUCGUUUCGUGGGAAGCCGAGGGGGAAAUAAGAUUCAGCAGGACGGUGAAGAUCCCUCUGAGAUCCCCCAAGCGAAGGAGGCCCAACAAGGCUCUUUGGAAUCUCAUUCCGAUGAUCCUGUCCUAACUAAAUCGAAGUUCGGCACCAUCCACUGA